Messenger RNA from Effrenium voratum, 294 nucleotides. Lineage: Eukaryota; Dinophyceae; Suessiales; Symbiodiniaceae. The record is from the annotation of a GenBank genome assembly.
AUGUUCCGGAGGCGGUGUGGCAAGGCGGACGCAAGAUGGGCCUGGAAUCGCGAGGGGCCGACGCUGACCGCGCAGCGGGUCUUCAACAGAGGAGGGCAAGAGGCCGGGCAAACCGCGGCAACCCGGAAGGUGGGGCAAGGAGGGGCACAGGAGCUGCUUGCCGCCACCAAGCAGCACCUCGCCAUGCUGCCCCCCGAAAACGGCUUGCGCGCCGCCGGGAAGCCGUCGGGCCGCACGGACCGGGACAUGGGCAGGUUGGCUGCCUUGAAUUGCGGCAACAAGCUGAGCCAUUGA